Messenger RNA from Hipposideros armiger (great roundleaf bat), 1390 nucleotides. RefSeq names its product ectonucleotide pyrophosphatase/phosphodiesterase 7 (gene ENPP7). The transcript has 5 exons. NCBI's taxonomy places the organism in Eukaryota, Metazoa, Chordata, Mammalia, Chiroptera, Hipposideridae. The annotation marks the transcript as partial. The record is from RefSeq and is a predicted model, not a curated record.
CUCGUGAGGGCCGGGCCAGGGGUGGCACGGACACAGGCGACCAGGGGCCUCUUUCUGAGACACAGGAAACUGCCUGGGCAUUUGCGAGUCUGGAGAACCCAUCAUGAGCCGCUCAGCUGCCCUUCUCACCGUGGCUCUGGCCACCCUCCUGGCUCCAGGGACUGGGGCGCCUGUCCAGCGGCAGGGCUCCCGGAACAAGGUGCUCCUGGUGUCCUUCGACGGCUUCCGCUGGAACUAUGACCAGAAGGUGUCCACCCCCAACCUGGACGCCAUGGCGCGCGAGGGGGUGAAAGCUCGCUACAUGACCCCGGCCUUCGUCACCAUGACCAGCCCCUGCCACUUCACCCUGGUCACUGGCAAAUACAUUGAGAACCAUGGAGUGGUCCACAACAUGUACUACAACACCACCAGCAAGGUGAAGCUGCCCUACCAUGCCACGCUGGGCAUCACGAGGUGGUGGGACAACGGCAGCGUGCCCAUCUGGAUCACGGCCCAGAGGCAGGGCUUGAAGACCGGCUCCUUCUUCUACCCCGGCGGAAAUGUCACCUACCAAGGCGCGGCCGUGACGCUGAGCCGGAAGGAAGGCAUCCUGCACAACUAUAAAAACGAGAAGGAGUGGAGAGCCAACAUCGACACCGUGAUGAAGUGGUUCACGGAGGAGGACCUGGACCUGGUCACACUUUACUUUGGGGAACCAGACUCCACAGGCCACAAGUAUGGCCCUGAGUCCCAGCAGGUGAAGGAUAUGGUAAUGCAGGUGGACAGGACGGUGGGCUACCUGCGGGACAGCAUCAGAAACAACAGCCUCGAGAGACGGCUCAACCUGAUCAUCACGUCUGACCACGGCAUGACCACCGUCAACAAGACAGCCGGUGACCUCGUGGAAUUCCACAAGUUCCACAACUUCAGCUUCAAGGACAUUGAGUUCGAGCUCCUGGACUAUGGACCCAACGGGAUGCUGAUCCCCAAAGAAGGGAAGCUGGAGGAGGUGUAUGAGGUCCUCAAGGACGCCCACCCCAGACUUCACGUCUACAGGAAGGAGUCGUUCCCUAAGUCCUUCCACUAUGCCGACAACCCCAGGAUCACCUCCCUGCUCAUGUACAGCGAUCCCGGCUACGUCAUCCACGGGAGACUGAACGUGCAGUUCAACAACGGGGAGCACGGCUUUGACAACAAGGACAUGGACAUGAAGACCAUCUUCCGGGCUGUGGGCCCCAGCUUCAAGAGGGGUCUGGAGGUGGAGCCCUUCGAGAGCGUCCACGUGUACGAGCUCAUGUGCAAGCUACUGGGCAUCGUGCCCGAGGCCAAUGACGGGGACCUCAGCAUCCUGCUGCCCACGCUCACAUCCGAGGCCAACAACGGGCACCUCAGCACCGUGGUGCCCACACUC